Neohortaea acidophila is the source of this 1431-nucleotide messenger RNA. Its product is annotated as Alpha/Beta hydrolase protein. The record is from RefSeq and is a predicted model, not a curated record. Gene Ontology annotation, biological process: epoxide metabolic process. Lineage: Eukaryota; Fungi; Ascomycota; Dothideomycetes; Mycosphaerellales; Teratosphaeriaceae. Gene Ontology annotation, molecular function: epoxide hydrolase activity. The transcript has 3 exons. Bases 1 to 1431 code for a protein of 476 amino acids.
AUGGCGUGGAGCUCCAGCUCCAAAUCGCAGUCCCCGCCCGAAUUGAACGUCGUGCAACCCUAUCGAAUGCACGUCUCGCAGAAAUAUCUUGACCUCACAAGACAGAAACUCGAAUUGACGCGACUGCCUCGCGAGCCGCGAUUUGCGCAGAACGAAGUCGACUUUGGUGUCGUCAAGCACGAUCUUGAGCCCCUACUCGAUCACUGGCUGGAAAGCUAUGACUGGAGAGCGCAGGAAUUAUACUACAACGACGCGUUGCCUCAAUUCCGAGUGCCCAUCAAUGCAACACGCCUUCACUACGUCCACCAACGAUCCGCCUCUGCCAGCGCAAUUCCCCUCCUCAUCAUUCACGGGUGGCCGGAGAGCUUCAUCACGAGUUCCAAAGUCAUUGACGCGCUGUGCAACCCCAUCACGACUCCGCCUAGGGGCGACGAUUCGAUCCAGGCAUUUCACGUUGUUGUCCCGUCGAUUCCAGGGUUCGCCUUCAGUGAGCCCGUACCGGAAGUUGCCAACAAUAUUCAUGGUACGGCCGAGGUGUUUGACGCGUUGAUGAAGGGGCUCGGGUAUGGUCGGUACAUGAUACAUGGAUCCGGAUGGGGGUUUCGUAUCGCGCGCAUGCUCACCCUCUUGCACCCCGAGAGUUGCCUUGCGCUACACACAGUCAACCCGGAAGUGCCAGCUCCAAGGUCGACUUUCGGUUACCUUACGGAAGACGUGGCAGCAUUCUCCGACCCCAUGUCGAAUCUGUCCCUACACACCCCGGGCUUGACGCCCCCUUUGACGCCGGCACUCAGCAACCCUGUGCGCGACAGACCGCAGACGAGUGCGUAUGCGCUCUGCGACUCACCGAUCGGAUUGAUGGCUCAUAUGCUGGAUGCGAUCCAACCGCCCCGUGCGGCGAACCCUUCGCCCGCGCACAGUCCUGCGACGCUACGGAUACCACCCAGCAUCGCAUCGCCAAUGACUCCACAGAGCGCUGGAGUAUCACCACAAUCAUCCCGCUCUCCACACAGCCCUGCUGGUGAAGCGCCCGCAUACUGGGAUAGCGGCAGCGGCGGCCAACUCGCCAGUCCCUGGUCACCAAUGGCACUUGUCAACUGGACAAUGCUGUACUGGCUGCCGGGGCCGGAAGUGGCACUACGAUGGCUGACCAACUCGAGCCACUUCCUCCCUACGCUGUGGACGGGCUUCAAUAUGUGUCCCAUUGGCGUCACCUUGUUUCGCGAGGCGACGAUGGGCGCAGGCGAGCAUCACACUCCUCCGCAAUGGCUAGAGGCAUAUCACCGAGUGGCCAUGAUCAAGAGGAGGGAAGGCAGAGUCCGUUUCGCUCUGUGGGAACGGCCGGGGGAUGUGGUGUUGGAUAUACGGGAAUUUGCGGGCUUGUUGAACUCUCGGCCGCCGACUGGGCCCAGCAUCACGAAUGGAAUGUGA